This is a messenger RNA of Syzygium oleosum, 3268 nucleotides long. RefSeq names its product putative disease resistance protein RGA1. Gene Ontology annotation, molecular function: ADP binding. The coding region runs from base 80 to 3268 and encodes 1062 amino acids. Lineage: Eukaryota; Viridiplantae; Streptophyta; Magnoliopsida; Myrtales; Myrtaceae. Gene Ontology annotation, biological process: defense response to other organism. The transcript is spliced from 2 exons. The record is from RefSeq and is a predicted model, not a curated record.
UACAUGUCGUGAGAAGUCUCUAGCCUUGGACCGACUAGACUAAUAUCUUCCUAUCCACAGAGAGACAGAGAGAACAAAAAUGGCGGAAGCUGUCAUCGUUGGUAUUGCUGGAAAGAUCGUUGCUAAUCUAGUUCCUGAAGCGAUAGAAAAGGUUGGAAUGUUAUGGGGCGUCAAGCAUGAACUCAAGGCGCUCGGAGACACCAUCUCCACUCUUCAAGUUGUACUGGACCAUGCAGAAGAGCAAUACCACCAAAGUCCACAAAUCCAAGUUUGGGUUGACAAACUGAAAGAAGCUUUCUAUGAUGCACAGGAUGUGCUUGAAGAAUUCAAUAUAGAAGCUAUGCGACGAGAAUUGAGGGGCCACAAUGAAAUGUUGAAGGAGGUAAGAACAUUUUUCUCAAGUUCAAACCAGCUUGCUUUUAAAGUGAAGAUGAGUUACAAACUAAGAGCAGUGAGGGAGAGAAUAGAAGCCAUUAAGGCUUAUAAGAAAUUCCACUUGGACGAACGCCCCAAGAGAGAUUGGAGGAAGAGAGAAGAGACGCAUUCGUUUAUACGUGAAGGAGAUAUUAAAGGCAGAGAUGAUGACAAAAGGACGGUUAUAAAAUUUUUAUUGGAUUCAAAUGUGAAAGAGAACGUUUCCAUCCUUCCAAUAGUUGGAAUUGGUGGGCUUGGAAAAACGGCACUUGCUCAAUGUGUCUAUAAUGAUGAGAUGGUUAGUAAACAUUUUCACUUGAAAUUGUGGGUUUGUGUCUCCAAUGACUUUGACAUGAACAAAAUAGUGAAAAAUAUCAUAGCUCGUGCAAAGAACAAAGAACUAACUGAAGUUGCAAUUGAACAAUUGCAAAGUGAACUAAGAACAGUAAUUGAUGGAAAAAGAUAUCUCUUAGUUUUAGAUGAUGUGUGGAUUACAGAACGAGAAACAUGGCUAAAGUUGAAAACUUUAUUGAUGGGAGGUGCUGGAGGAAGCAAGAUCCUCAUAACCACACGCCUUCCUUUGGUUGCGGAGAUCACCAGGACUGCUCCACCUCAUUAUCUCAGGGACUUAUCUGACAGUGCAUCUCUUGAUUUACUAAUGCAAAUGGCUUGUCGAAAAGAAGAGAAGAUACAAGAUCCUGAAAUGCUAGCUAUCGGCAAAGAUAUAGUUAGAAAGUGCUAUGGGGUUCCAUUGGUUGUUCGAACUGUUGGGAGUAUACUAUUCUUUAAGAAAACUAAACCCGAAUGGUCGCAUUUCAAAGAUUAUGAGCUCCCAGAUGUGUCUCAAAGGGAAGAAGGCAUAAAAUCUAUUCUUAGGCUAAGUUACGACCAUCUUCCUUCACAUUUGAAACAAUGUUUCGCGUUUUGUUCAUUGUUUCCCAAAGAUUAUAAGAUAAAGAAGCAGACUUUGGUCGAUCUUUGGAUGGCAGAAGGAUUUAUCCAGCAAUCAAAUAGAAGUCAGCAUUUAGAAGACAUUGCUCAUGGAUAUUUCAUGGAUCUACUUUGGAGUAACUUCUUCCAAGAUUUUGAGAAAGAUCCAGACACGAACGAGAAGACUUGUAAGAUGCAUGAUUUGAUGCAUGAUCUAGCCUGCUUAGUUGCAGGGAUCGAGUGUUGGGUGGCAUGGGAUGAUAGAAAAUCCAUACCCAAAAGAACUCGUCACAUAUCAUAUGGUUCAACUUUCAAUUUGAUGGGUGAACUUCCGAUCUCACGCAUACAAGCAAGUGCACUGAGAACAUUUUUGGGUGCUGCUAGUGAUCGAGAAAUGGAACCAAUGAGUGAAGCAAAUCUACGCCAACUCAUUCAGAGUUUCAAGAGGUUGCGCGUCUUAGAUCUACAUACCACAUAUGUCGAGAAGGUGUCAAAGUCCAUUUGGCAAUUGAGUUCUUUGCAUAGGCUAACACGCUUCAUUUUGCCCAAAGAUAAAGCUCUUGCUAAGGAUUGUUGUGGACUUGGGGAGCUAAAAGAGCUUAAUAACAUCCGGGGAAGCCUUUGCAUUGAGAAUUUGGGAAGCGUGACAGAUGCAGUAGCAGAAUCCAGGGCUGCGAACUUGAGAGGAAAGCAUUCUCUGGAAUCUUUGAUACUUGAAUGGGGCGAUUUCGAUACUGAUGAUGUAGUAAUUAUGGAUAGUGAUGAAGCUCUAUUGGGUGGACUAUGGCCGCACUCAAAUCUGCAGGAAUUGAUGAUCAGAGGAUACAAAGGUGAAAGCUUUCCAAGGUGGAUGAUGGAUAGCCUCGUGUCUUCUUUGCCCAAUUUAGUCGAGGUAGGCUUUUCCAGUUGCAGAAGAUGUAAACAUCUCCCUCCACUGGGCCAACUACCACGCCUCAAGUCUUUAUCUAUUUGGGAGCUGCCUGAAUUGGAAGAUAUCGGGUUAGGCCAUUCAUCCACUUCAAUAGCAUCAUUUCCUAGUCUAUUGAAAUUAAAGAUCAUUAGCUGUAUGAAAUUGAAAGCCAUGGCACCAGCUCCACAUCUUGAGGAGUUAAUCCUGAGUAAUGCCAACCCAGCGUUGAUAAAUAUGAUAGUUGGCCUUAAUAAGCUGAAGAGUCUGAAUAUCCGGAUGAUGGAGUCUCUAGAAUGUGUACCGGAGGAGUGUUGGAAAAGCCUCACCUCACUCGAAUCUCUUCAAAUCUGGGGUUGUACUCGGUUAACUUCCCUCUCAACAGCACCACCACUGGGUACGCGACAUCAAUCCAACCUGGUGGAUCUCGAUUCUUCGGAUUCUGAGGAGCUGGAUUUAUCCAAUUACGACGAAAGCAACAGAAACAACAACCUCAUCUUGGAACUUCAUAGUCUCCGCUCCGUGAGUCUCGGUGAACUUCCAAAACUAGCAUCUCUCCCACAAUGGCUUCUCCAGCUCAGCAAUCUCGAGCGUCUCAAUAUUCAGGAUUGUAAGGAGCUGGAUUUAUGCAAAGACGAAAGCAGCAGCAACAACGUCAUCUUGGAUUUCCAUGGAGGACUCCAUCAGAGUCUUCGGUCCCUGUGGAUCGACGACCUUCCCAAACUAGCAUCUCUCCCACAGUGGCUUCUACAGGCCAGCAAUCUCGAGCAUCUCGAAAUUUCCCGUUGCUUCAAUUUGAAGGAAUUACCAGAGCAGAUCGAGGCCCUUCAAUCACUUCAACGGCUUGACAUCCACGAUAGCCCCUCAUUGACGUCAUUACCCGAAGGAAUGCGAAAGCUUGCAUCCCUUACUCACCUGAGAAUCUACGGUUGCCCAGAAUUGAAGAAGAGGUGCAAAAGAGAUGCAGGCGAGGACUGGUACAAGAUCGCUCAUAUCCCCGACAUCUAUAUUGGAUGA